Messenger RNA from Dissoconium aciculare CBS 342.82, 1980 nucleotides. RefSeq names its product efflux pump antibiotic resistance protein. The coding region runs from base 67 to 1506 and encodes 479 amino acids. Gene Ontology annotation, biological process: transmembrane transport. The record is from RefSeq and is a predicted model, not a curated record. The transcript has 2 exons. Gene Ontology annotation, molecular function: transmembrane transporter activity. NCBI's taxonomy places the organism in Eukaryota, Fungi, Ascomycota, Dothideomycetes, Mycosphaerellales, Dissoconiaceae.
UCAACUGCUGACACUUCGUUGGACGAUGACAUCGUCUAUCCUACCGGUCUACGAUUCUGGCUCAUCAUGCUUAGUGUAUAUGCCGUGACCAUUCUCACAGCCAUCGACAUGAACAUCGUCGCGACCGCAGUACCGGUAUUGACGGACUACUUCCACACCGUUGUCAACGUCGGCUGGUAUGCCACUGCCUUUCGGUUGUGUUAUUGCGCCUUUCAAUUCCUGUUCGGCAAAGCAUAUACAUUGUUUCCCAUCAAGCCUGUCUUCGUGCUAUCCAAUGUCAUCUGGAUCCUCGGCGUCACUCUUUGCGGCGCGGCUGCCUCACCGAAUAUACUCAUCGCUGGGCGAGCCAUUGCUGGUCUAGGGACUGCUGGUCUCAUGGCUGGAAAUGCUCUCAUCAUCGUUCGGUCCAUACCUCUACAUAAGCGUCCCUUGUUUCAGGGCCUGCAAGCUGGCAUUGAGGGAGUCUCCGUGCUUGCUGGUCCCUUGUUGGGCGGCGUUAUCACGCAGUAUGUGGAUUGGAGGUGGUGUUUCUACAUCAAUCUGCCUUUUGGAGGUGCAUGUCUUAUCUUCAUCGUGUAUUGCUUCACCGACGCCACACCACGCAAGGUCAGCGGGGGACUGUUACAGAAGCUCGUGGCACUCUUUUUGGCGCUUGCGUGGGCAGGCACAGAGUAUGCCUGGAAUAGCACCACCAUUAUCGGACUCUUUGUCGCCUUCGCUGCCCUCUUCGUCGUGUUUGUCGUGAAUCAACACAAGCGUGGAGAUGCUGCAGUGCUUCCGCUCCGACUGUUCCGGCGGCGCAGUGUUGUUGCCACACUGAGUUUCGCAUGUCUUCUCAACAGCGCGGGAAAUGUCCUUGACUAUUACUUACCAACAUAUUUCCAAUCCGCGCAUGAAUACUCACCCGCCCAGAGCGGAUACUUGAUGAUUCCCAUCAUUAUCGGCGGAACGCUUGGCGCUAUUGGACAAGGUGUUGGCACCAGUAUCACAGGUCAAUACGGACCAUUCAUGCUCGGCGCCUCUGUAUCCAUGUGUACCGCGUGUGGACUGAUAACAACCUUCAGCCACGAUACGAGUCUCGCGAAGCUCAUAUUGUACACGGCGUGGUCUGGCCUGAGCUACGGAAGUGGUAUAUGUGUCAACCCCAUAGCAUUGCAGGCGAUACUUCCGGAUCAGGACAUUCCCAUUGCGAUGUCGACCUUGCUUUUCAUGGAUUCUGUCGGUCCUGCUAUUGCCAUCGCCAUCGCUCAGGUCAUCUUCACAAACGGUCUUUCGAUCAAUCUCGCAGGCGUUUCGGGUUUUGAAAAUGUCAGCAUCGGAGAAAGUGGACUCACGCAAUUCGUCAAGAACGCGCAGGUUUCACAAAAGGAGGCUGUGCUUGACGCUGUCGCACAGAGCAUGUCUCCCCUGUGGUAUCUUGUGCUUAGUCUGGCAUGUACAACGAUAUUCGGUGCAUAUUUGACAGAAUGGCGUUCGCUCAAGAAAGAGGAUCCUGAGACCACAUGAGAGCUAUGAGAGGAUUUAGCUUUGUGAUUGCUAUCUUUAAGGGUCCCAAAUGAUUAAAAUCGCUGGCCCGUUCAUCGUCGCCUUCAGUGUGAAGCAAAUGACCCAACUACACCUUCACUCCGAGGGGCAACGCCGCGUCUUCAAAGGUCGCUUCCGGUCAAGGAUAAAGGAAUGGUGUCCAACCAGAAAUGCCUGCGAUUGCGACAAUUGCUCAAUGUUUGUCGGCAGCUCUGCGAGCACCGCUUAAUUGAUCUCGGGAAAUGCCGCUUCUUUCACAGAGGUUAAAGAACUUGCCCCUCCUAUCAAAAAGAGCCCCAGGCGUAUCAAACUCGGCGACCCGACCCAAAUCCAUAACCAGGAUCCGAUCGUAGCUAUAUAACGUCAAUUUGACCUGACCCCGUGAGAAAUGAGUGAGCGGACAGAGAAUGACUUACCCUAGAAUAGUGUCCAAGCGGUGCGCAAUGCAUAUCACCG